Messenger RNA from Penicillium alfredii, 741 nucleotides. RefSeq names its product putative MFS transporter. The record is from RefSeq and is a predicted model, not a curated record. Bases 1 to 741 code for a protein of 246 amino acids. The transcript is spliced from 3 exons. NCBI's taxonomy places the organism in Eukaryota, Fungi, Ascomycota, Eurotiomycetes, Eurotiales, Aspergillaceae.
AUGCCAUUUGCCCUCUCCGGCAGCCACCGAAAACAUUUGCGUCGAGUGAGCACACUGACAUCGUCAAGAGAGCGUCUGCCAGGUAUCCGAUUGGUCCGGGGCCCCGCGCCUUUGGGUGAAACAAGCUUUACCAAGCUUUUCGCGUGGCUUCGUGGUGUGGAGGUGACAUCCGGGGACAAUGACCAGGCCCAGCGUCACCGACUGGGCAGUCGUCUCUCUCCGCAUUUUGGGGGGAAACUAUGGUCAGACCCAUUCAACGAACUGGCUGGACCUCGAAUAGAAGCAAUGGAGAUCAGGCGAGAGGACCCGGAUCUUGCAUUCCGGCCUGAUGGGUUCUGCAAGUCUCCAGACAAUCCCCGCCACGGGUGUGGAGAGCGGGUAGAGCGGGAUGUAAAGCGUGUGUCUUGCAGAUAUCACCUUGAUCUUUUGUUGCUGCGCGAAUCCCGGGCCUUUGGCUGUCUGAAACAUGUCUCUCGCCAUCUCCGCUAUCUCAUCAAGGUUCGUGAUACCGGAUCGAGGCGAUACAGCGAGGGAAUGAAUUCGCGGUCAAAUCCCGCAGAGGAUAGCUACAAGCCGGUGGCGGGCUCGAUCUUCGUGUCCAUCACCGUAAACAAGAACCUCUGGGGCUAUGGUUUCAGCAAAGUCAUCACCCUAUGGGUUGAAAAGGGUGGGUUUGUCAAACCGAUCAUGCUGAACAUGUGCUUGGCGGUGCUGUGGUGUCUCUGCGCAAUCCCCUUCUAA